Molecule: messenger RNA, 740 nt
Organism: Asparagus officinalis (garden asparagus)
Lineage: Eukaryota; Viridiplantae; Streptophyta; Magnoliopsida; Asparagales; Asparagaceae
Product: vegetative cell wall protein gp1-like
Exons: 4
Source: RefSeq, a predicted model, not a curated record
AUGGUGAACGCUUCUCUAGUGUUUUUGGAAAGACGUGAUAACUCGUGUAGAGUUACUUUCACUGGAAUGUUAGCCAAUUGGGUCAUAACAUCGAAGUGGUGUUCCUGCUGUGUCUUCUCAGCAGGUGCGGGAGGUGUUGUAAUCGUCUCUACCUCAGCUAGUCGAUCAGAGGUCCGGCCCCUUGCUCCUCCCGUUGCUGCCCCUCCCUUUCCCCUUGCCCCCUCCGCCCCGCCGCCCCCCAGCCCCCCCCCUCUCGCGGGGCCCCUUGGCCCACCCCCCAGCCUCCGCCGCCGCCCUCGCGGCCCGCGCUUUCCUCCCGCUGUCACUCCUUCCCGGCCUGCGCCGUUCUGCCUCUCCCUCCCUGUUGAGCGCCCACCCCAGCUCCAGCUGCCGCCCCCGCCGUUUUUGCUGCCCGCCGCGGCCCUGCGUCUCCCCUCCCCUUUCCCAGCCCCCCUCGUGGCGCCGGGGUGGCCCCACGGGGCCCCGCCCCCCACUCCCCCCGCUGGGGGUGCUUCCGCGUCCGCCCCCCGGUCCCGGCCGCUCUCCGCCCGCCGCGUGCCUCCCCCCCCGCGCGCCCCUCGGCCGGUGCCGCCUCCGCCGCCGUCUCGUUCCCCGCCGCCCUUGGCCGCGGCCCCCGGCCCGGCCGCCCUCCGCGUCUUCGCUCUCCCUUCUCCCCUCGUGCCCCUUCCCGGCCCCGCUCCCCCUGUCUGCCGUUGCUUGCGGUUGUUCCACGGCCCCCG